This is a messenger RNA of Rhincodon typus (whale shark), 856 nucleotides long. RefSeq names its product enoyl CoA hydratase domain containing 2. The coding region runs from base 1 to 441 and encodes 146 amino acids. Gene Ontology annotation, molecular function: enoyl-CoA hydratase activity. Gene Ontology annotation, cellular component: mitochondrion. The record is from RefSeq and is a predicted model, not a curated record. Gene Ontology annotation, biological process: fatty acid beta-oxidation. The transcript has 6 exons. Lineage: Eukaryota; Metazoa; Chordata; Chondrichthyes; Orectolobiformes; Rhincodontidae.
AUGUCUCUCAGUAUUCAGGCGUCAUCUGCCAAAAUGGGCCUUAUCGAAGUUACCAGAGGGCUUCUUCCAGGUGCUGGUGGUAGUCAACGGCUGCCUCGAACUGUAGGAAUCGGCCUGGCAAAGGAACUUAUUUUCACUGGUCGACAGAUAGAUGGCGAACAAGCAAUGUCAAUCGGCCUGGUGAAUAAUGCUGUGCGUCAAAAUGAUUUGGGGGAUGCAGCUUAUCAAAAAGCACUGGAUCUGGCCAAAGAGAUACUGCCACAGGGUCCAGUAGCUCUCAGGAUGGCAAAGCAGGCAAUGAACAGAGGCAUUGAGGUAGAUAUUGCAUCAGGAAUGGCAAUUGAAGGAAUGUGUUAUGCUCAGGUUAUUCCUACAAAAGACCGUUUGGAGGGGAUGGCAGCAUUUAAAGAAAAACGACUACCACGUUUUAUUGGAGAAUAAUGAAAUGACCAGUCUGACAUCUGAGAUGCACAUCAUAUCCUCUACGUGCAAACAACAGUUACAGAAUUGCUUAAGUACUGAACUUUUACAAACCAUAUGAAGGAUACUGAAUUUUUCACAUGGUUUCACAUCAUUUGUAGUCCCAGUUGCAUCUCGACUAAUGUUUUCACUGUCAUUUAAGAGGGAAUUAUAGUUUAAAAAUGAAUGCUGUUAGUAAUUUGAAUUGUCCCAGUGACGAAUACAUCAGAAGGUAGUAAUCCUGUAUACUGCACUAUUUGAAUCGUACUUCCACAUGACCCUGAUUAAAUAUUUGGUCUGCUGCUGCUUUUUGCUGUGUUGAUUUUUCCAUAUUGCUUGUUAAUUUGUUUUACUUAUUAUCCUGUAAAUAAAACAGCUAUUUUGACUCAGAAAUUAC